GUCUCGCAAAACUCCAGAUCCUCUCUCUCUCUCUCUCUCUCUCUCACUCAACGACUCAAGAACAUCAUGCCAGAUCUCUCAUCAGAUGCCGUUUCAUGACAAGAUCAUUGAAGUGGUUCCGACACCUGAGCUCUGGUGGAGGAGACUAGGGUUUCGGCGAAGAUAAAGCCAUCGGAGGCUGAACCACCGGUGCAGGUAUCAUCUUCAUCAUCUAAACUAUCAUUGUUGGGAACAUGGAUGCCGUUUAUUGUUUACAAUUAGAUCCAUUGGCAGCUAUUGAACCAUCUUUCUUCAAGGUUGAAAACCCAAUUAAUUGAGAUGUACGAUAGAUUACCGGUCGGAGCGGUUGCAGGCGGAACAUAUCCAGCAAUUGGAGUGGAUACAACCUGGUUAAGAAACAGGGCUCGAAGGCGGUAUACCUUCCAUAAAAUGGUCUGGUGUAGAUGGAGAGGAUAAUGUUUUAAUUAUUGAUUUGCUAGGACCGAGUCUUGAGGACCUGUUUGUGUACUGUGGGAGGAAAUUUCAAUUGAAAACAUCUGUGUGUAAUUUAGUCGUUACGGUGCCUAAAUAUCGGCGAAACACUUCAGAUCUGCUUUUUAGAAGUUGAAUUCAUGUUUUUAUUGAAAUUUGUUGUUGUAAUGAACGCGAUUAGGUCAUUUGAAGCGAGAAUACCUAGGUCGAUUUGCUUUUGGUCUACAUGAUGUAUUGAGGGGUAUUUUAGAUCUAAAUGGUCAAAACAUUUUUUCAUUGAAUAAUCACGGAUACAUAAUCUGUUUACUGGAUGUAAUUUCUGUAGAAGCAAAUUUGUAACACUUUUGUUUGUUUCUUUUGGAUGUUACAGAAGACAGCAACUAUUGAUAGUACCGAACUUCAAAAGGGGAGUGAGCCCCCCAAUGAGUUUAUACAAGCCAAAAAGCAUUAUACUGAAGCUCUCAUUGACGGGCGAGUGCAUUUUAAACUUUUUGAUGACUACUAUGUCCAGGCCGGUGAGGGCGAAGAUAAUUACAUAUGCAGAGUUGUUGAAUCACUAGACCUUCAUGGCCACAUCGCCAAUAAUCUGUUUCUAUCAUUAUAUAAUGAAAUCCACCAGGAGAUUGCUGUGAUGGUAGUGACGAGUAUGAUGGCAAAACCAGGUGCAACAACACCUGUUGGGAGGCUGGAAAAGCAACAAGAGAGAAAAGGCCCGGAUUUGACCACCACAAGAAAGCCGGUGCCAUGAAUGCUUUGGUAUGAACUUAUCUUCAUAACUAUCAUGGAUUAUACUUUCAAAUUCAUUUUCUUGAUUGCUUUUAA
Molecule: messenger RNA, 1293 nt
Organism: Helianthus annuus (common sunflower)
Lineage: Eukaryota; Viridiplantae; Streptophyta; Magnoliopsida; Asterales; Asteraceae
Exons: 7
Coding region: 833-1219 (128 amino acids)
Source: RefSeq, a predicted model, not a curated record